GUGGGGACCCGGGAUGGCGGCGGCGGCGGCGGCGGGGGGCGAGGCGGCGGCGCGCGACGUGCAGCGGCUGCUGGUGCAGUUCCAGGAUGAGGGCGGCCGGCUGCUGGGCUCCCCGUUCGACGUGCCGGUGGACAUCACCCCCGAGCGGCUGCAGCUCGUGUGCCACGCGCUGCUGGCCCAGGAGGAUCCCUUGCCACUGGCUUUCUAUGUCCACGAUGCUGAGAUCACUUCAUCACUGGGGAAGACGCUGGAGUCACAGGCAGUGGAGACAGAGAAGGUCCUUGACAUCAUCUACCAGCCCCAGGCCAUCUUCAGGGUCCGUGCUGUGACCCGCUGCACCAGCUCUUUGGAAGGUCACAGUGAGGCAGUCAUUUCUGUGGCCUUCAGCCCCACAGGAAAGUACCUGGCCAGUGGCUCCGGAGACACCACUGUGCGCUUCUGGGAUCUCAGCACCGAGACACCGCAUUUCACAUGCCAGGGACACAGACACUGGGUGCUUAGCAUAUCCUGGUCCCCAGACGGCAAAACACUGGCCUCAGGCUGCAAGAAUGGCCAGAUUCUCCUGUGGGACCCAAGCACAGGGAAGCAGGUGGGCAGGGUCCUCGCCGGCCAUAGCAAGUGGAUCACAGGCCUGAGUUGGGAGCCCCUCCAUGCGAACCCAGAAUGCCGCUACAUGGCCAGCAGCUCCAAGGAUGGCAGCGUGCGGGUCUGGGAUACAACUGCAGGCCGCUGUGAGCGCAUCCUCACCGGGCACACGCAGUCAGUCACCUGUCUCCGGUGGGGAGGGGACGGGCUUCUCUACUCUGCCUCGCAGGACCGUACCAUCAAAGUCUGGAGGGCUCAUGAUGGUGUGCUGUGCCGGACUCUGCAAGGCCAUGGCCACUGGGUGAAUACCAUGGCACUCAGCACUGACUACGCCCUGCGCACAGGUGCCUUUGAGCCAGCUGAGGCCUCGAUCAAUGCCCAAGACCUCCAAGGAUCCUUGCAGGAGUUGAAGGACAGGGCUCUGAGGCGAUACAACCUCGUGCGGGGCCAGGGCCCAGAGAGGCUGGUGUCUGGCUCAGAUGACUUCACCUUAUUCAUGUGGUCCCCAGCAGAAGACAAAAAGCCCCUUGCACGGAUGACGGGACACCAGGCCCUCAUCAACCAGGUGCUCUUCUCCCCUGACUCCCGCAUUAUUGCCAGCGCUUCCUUCGACAAAUCCAUCAAACUGUGGGACGGCAGGACGGGCAAGUACCUGGCUUCCCUACGUGGCCACGUGGCUGCUGUGUAUCAGAUCGCCUGGUCAGCCGAUAGCCGGCUCCUGGUCAGUGGCAGCAGCGACAGCACGCUGAAGGUGUGGGAUGUGAAGGCACAGAAGCUGGCAGCAGAUCUGCCAGGCCAUGCAGAUGAGGUAUAUGCUGUUGACUGGAGUCCAGAUGGCCAGAGAGUGGCAAGUGGCGGGAAGGACAAAUGCCUCCGGAUAUGGAGGAGAUGAGAAAUCCUAUGUUCUGUGUGACCCCUCCUUGGACUUGCCGCUGCCAGCUGCCUGCCCUGACACAGACGAAAGGCCAGGGUGGUAACCCUGCAGACCAGCAUGGUUUGCUGUCCUUGGACAGAUCCCAGUGGGGUCCCUCCCCAGAGCAGGAGAGUGGAGCUUACAGGACAAUAUAACUGAGCUCAGCCCUCUGCCAUCACUCUGUACCUGGUGGGGGCGGGGGUGGGGUGGGGAUGGUGGCAGGCAGUGACUGGACCCCUGCUGCCGGCCCGUCGCCUUUCCUAAAUGUUCUUUCUAUUCAGUGUGAGGCCCUAGAUUCUGUGACCAAAUAAAUAACUUAUAUUUUGUGUG
This is a messenger RNA of Canis lupus familiaris (dog), 1828 nucleotides long. It is a transcript of the gene NLE1, whose product is annotated as notchless homolog 1. The transcript has 13 exons. Gene Ontology annotation, biological process: Notch signaling pathway; ribosomal large subunit assembly. The record is from RefSeq and is a predicted model, not a curated record. Gene Ontology annotation, cellular component: nucleolus. Lineage: Eukaryota; Metazoa; Chordata; Mammalia; Carnivora; Canidae. Gene Ontology annotation, molecular function: protein binding. The coding region runs from base 14 to 1477 and encodes 487 amino acids.